CGUUUUGAAUUGAAAGGUACUUUUAGAAUUUUAGACGUGAGUGCUAGUUUACGACAAACGUAUAUAAGGUUAUGUUUUAAUGUACCUCAAUUUUUUUUUCCUUUUAUCGUAUUCUAUGUAUAUUUUAUAAAUAUUAUUAAAAGGAUGCCCCAUAACAAACACAUCGACGUUUUCUUCGAAGUUAAAGUCAACAAUCAUGAAGAUGACCAGUGAAAACAUCAAGAAAGAGCGGUUCGACCAGCUAGGUCUUCCACCAAUGGAGCUCGCAGAAUCAACGAUUAUCAAUCGUAACAACGAAGGAGUAUAUCGAUGUUUAUUUCCCACACUACAGAAAAUAAUGGUCAUGAUGUUACUAACAAUAUUUGGUGUUGGAACGUACAUGUUGCUGUUAAAAAUUUCUGAAAACUAUGAUAGUACCAGAAACACUGGUAUUAUAGUAAUCACAGGAAACCAAGAAACUCCAAACGUGACUGUUCACAACAUCGAAAUAUUAAUUCGAAAAUCUAAUUCGACUAUACCAGUCAAAAUUAGAAAAAAGAGACAUACAUCUUCUGGUAGUUCCCAAUCUUUUAGUAGUUCCAUAGAAAAUGAUGAAUCUGAAACCAAUUUCAAUGAUGAACAAUUACAGAAAGCUCGUGAACUGAUAUUGAAACACGACAUGUUGUGUAAUAAAGACAACAAACAAGAAAUCUGCAAGGAUCUUGUCACGAAAUUAAAAUCUAUCACAAAGGAGAAUAGGUCUCCAGCACGAGAUUCAUUCGAAGUUAAGCAAAAUGACAAAAAUGCUCUCAAUAGUGAAGAUACAGAAGAAACUGAUGUUCCGCCGACAGAUAUUUCCAAGCGCGAAGCAUCCCCAAUAACAAAUCUGGACAGUAUUUUCGAAUCAGUUAGAAGUAUACCACAUGAACCAAUAGAUAAUAGUCAUGUUCUUACACAUGUACCACAUUCACAUACCGGUAAUCCUCCACACUUCACAGAUACCUGUCUAUUGGCACGUCUCCUUAAGCAAAAUUAUCCAUAUGCAAAAGAAAUUUAUAACCCAGCAUCGGAAUAUUUCCCACACCAAGACCAUCCAUUAAUAUCUCAAAGCAGAUUCUAUUCACCGGUGGCACAUACUCCAUACCUCGAAGCUCGUGAAAUGGACGCACAACGGCGUAAGAUACACCCUCAAGAUGUGGAUAUAUUGAUGAGCUUCUUAGCAUCAAAAUCAGAUGCGGGCCUUGCUGACCCUCGAUCAAAUACGACAAGAGAAUCAGCCUGUGCUCCUGGAACUGUUCCCUGCCUGGAUGGGGAUGGUUGUGUAGAUGAGAAACAAUGGUGUGAUGGGAAUGUUGACUGCGCCGAUGUCAGUGAUGAAGCUAGAUGCUCUUGCACGUCUAGAGUUGAUAGAGCAAGAUUUUGCGAUGGCUACUACGAUUGCCCAUUUGGAGAAGAUGAAAUGGGUUGUUUCGGAUGUGCCGACAACAUGUUUAGUUGUGAAGACUUGGAAAACUCUUGCUUCACUAAGGAACAGAGAUGUAAUAACGUCGUUGACUGUCCCAACCACAAAGAUGAAGUCGAAUGCAACAUGCUGGCACCGAGCCUUCUUAAAAAACCACUGUUUUCUGUUUCGAAUACUGAAGGAUUUUUGCAUAGGAAUUUUAAGGGUGAUUGGUACGCAGUUUGUAAAAAUCCCUACAUGUGGGCUCAUGAUGCGUGCCGCCGAGAAACUGGUUUAAUCAUAAGGCCACCUUUCAUUCAAGUUGUUCCAAUAGAUCCGAUGUUGAAGAUAAACUAUUUGAAUACGGAUCCAGGCGGAUUGAUUCAAACUAGUGACACGUGUAUGAAUUCGUCAGCUGUUUAUGUAACUUGUCCAGAUCUAUUGUGUGGGACGAGAGUGCAGUCUACUACACAGUUAUUAAGAGAGAACGCCGCUAUUGAAAACCGUCUGUUCGGACGAAACAAACGAUUCCUUUUAACGAACCAUCCUUAUCCUUUGAUGUUUUACGGAAACCGCUUUAAAAGGAACGUAGACGAACCCAGCACUAAGACAAAUUUCGAAAUUAAAUUCGAUACACUGAAAAAGGAAUUUCUUGACACAAUGAGGAACAAAAGAACGGAGAGCAGGGUGGUGGGAGGCAAACCAAGUCAGCCGGCAGCCUGGCCUUGGAUGGUGGCUGUGUACAGAAACGGCAUGUUUCAUUGCGGUGGAGUCGUUAUUACUCAUAGCUGGAUAAUAUCUGCCGCUCACUGUGUACAUAAAUUUUGGGAGCACUACUACGAAGUCCAAGUGGGAAUGCUCCGUCGUUUUUCAUUUUCACCGCAAGAACAAAGUCACAAAGUGACCCACAUCAUUUUCAAUCCACACUACAGUCAAAGUGACAUGAAAAAUGAUCUUUCCCUAUUGAGAGUUGAACCUGCCAUUCAGUUCAGUCGCUGGGUUCGACCUAUAUGUUUGCCAAGUCCUGAUACCGCGGGUCAAGAUUGGCUUUGGGGACCUGCUCCAGGUACAAUGUGUACGGCUGUUGGUUGGGGAGCUACUAAGGAACACGGACCCGAUCCUGAUCAUAUGCGCGAAGUAGAAGUACCUAUUUGGGAAACCUGCAAGCAUCGAGAAGACCGAGCAGGUAAUGAAAUCUGUGCUGGUUUGAAUGAAGGAGGCAAAGAUGCAUGCCAGGGUGACAGUGGAGGACCGCUUUUAUGCAGAAAUCCUUUGAAUUCCCAACAAUGGUAUAUGGCAGGCAUCGUAAGUCAUGGAGACGGAUGCGGUCGUAAAGGCGAACCCGGUGUUUAUACUCGCGUCAGCCUCUUUGUAAAGUGGAUCAAAUAUCACAUCAUGUCCAAAUCAUUGCCGAUUGUUCAACCUGUUCAAGAAUGUCCUGGUUUUAAAUGCGAGUCAGGUAUUUCAAAAUGUUUGCCUAAUAAAAGGAAGUGUGACAGAAUAGUUGAUUGUCUUGACGGUGAAGAUGAGAAACAAUGCAAAUUUACUAGAACAGUUUCUACAAUAACCGAUAACAUCUUCUUGACUCCAAAACCUAGUUUUGACAAUGAUUUCCUAGAAAGCAAGAACGCACAAGUAGGCACAACUAUAUCGCCAAGUAUAGCUUCUGAAUUUGAAGAACUGAUAAAAUCAACCAACAUAUUAAAAGAACUCGAGACCUCUACAUCUCAACCAAAACACGAUGAUGGUACCACGCCUGCUAAUCAAAAUGAUGAUUUUAUAGAUGAAACAAAAGGAUCUGUGGAUCCAAUGGACACAAUAAAAGAUUAUGAUGAUUUUACUAAUGAAGCAACAGAAUCUGUUGAUCGAAUGGAUGAAACAAAAGAAUCUGUAGAUGCAAUUAGUAGAGCAACAGAUUCUGAUGAUCAAAUUGAUAAAACAAUAGAAUUUAUGGAUACAAUUGAUAAAACAACAGACCCAGUCGUUCAAAUUGAUGAAACUAAAGAAUCUGUGGAUACAAUACAUAAAACAUCAGAAUCUGCUGAUCCCUUUAAUGACGUAAAAGAAUCCAUAGAAAUGAUUAAGACAACAACAGAAUCAGUCUAUCCAACUAGUGAAACCCCAGAAACUAUUCAUCCUGAUGAUGACAUAAAAGGAUUCAUUGACACAAAUCAACGUGAAAGUAAACCUAGUGAAGAAUUAGGUACUGCAAAUCCAAACUUAGAGAACUCAUCAACUAUAAACAGUGUAACGUCCAUAAGUUCUGAGGCAAGUUUCGGAGGUUCUAAUGAAAAUGUUACAGAAGAUCCGAACGUUUCGCCGAUUACUGAAGUAGAAUCCGUAAAUCGUGGAGAUACAGAUAUAAUAUCCGUGGUUAUAUCUAAAGAGUCGCUAGAGUCACGGUCAGCAGUAUUAGGACACGGAACAGGUACAACAACGGAUUUUCCUACAACGUCUAAAAACAAUUUCAAAGAAAAAAGUGUUACUUCCACCAUAUUUAGUGAUGAUUUCAAGACCACAACGACUGAUUCUUCAAGUGAGACUUCCAAAGAGUCUUUAGAAAGCCAUGAAGAUACCACUCCAUUAAGUAUAAAUAAAGAUCUAAUAGUAGAUAGUCCCACAAAAAGUCUAGAAUCAGAUGACAAAGAGCUUAUUAUAGAACUACUCCCUAAAAAUUUAGACAUGGCUGACCAAAUUGGCGCAGCAUCUGAACAUACUGUUCAAGUACAAAAUAUAUCUUUGAGUAAUCCUCAUAGUGACAAAGGCCACCACGAUCUAUCGAAUGAUAAACUACGUGACUUUCAAGUUAAAAGUGAUAUGAUUAAUAAGAUCGUUCUAUCUGAACCCGAACCAGCUAAAGUAAGAAGAAAACAUCGUAUACCUAAGGAGUUUGAAUGUCGUAGAAUAUUCCAAACAAUAUCUUAUCAUCAACGAUGUGAUCGAAAAGCUGAUUGUGAAGAUGGUACCGAUGAACUUGACUGUACAUGUGUUGAUUAUUUGUCUACUUUUGAUGAGAAACUAAUUUGUGAUGGAGUUUUUGACUGUGCAGAUGGCCAAGAUGAAGCCGAUUGUUACAGCUGUGCAGAAGAUAAAUACUUGUGUCAAAAAAGCCAAAUGUGUUUGCCUAAAGAACUUGUGUGUGAUGGAAAACAAAACUGUCCUCACGGUGAGGAUGAAUUAGAUUGCUUCGCUUUAACCAAUGGAAAUGAAAUGGUAUUCAACUUAGAUGGUAGACCAGCAAUAAACUUGGAAGGUUAUCUAACGAAAAGACACUUAAAUGAUUGGCAUAUUGUAUGCGAUCCUACAUUAUCGCUAGAGCAGCAAGAUCAGGCUGCGACUCAUAUCUGCCGGUAUUUAGGUUUCAGUUCCGCCAAUAAAUAUUUAGUGAAAUACAUAAACGUCAAAGAAGAUGAACUAAUAGCGCGCAGUUUGGAUAUUAAUAACAGACGUAAGCGAGACGCCGUAGGACGAAUGCCCAUACACUUUGCUUACAGACAAGAAAUGGGCGAAGACAAUACUGCAAGACACGCUAUUAUAGACGAUCCUCAAGUUAUAAAAGAAAAAUGUGUACCAAACAUAACAAAAACUUGUAAAUCGUUAUACGUGUAUUGUGAUCACACACUUUUUACUCAUUUCGAUGAUUCCGAAAAUGCUUUUAGACGAGAUUCGCACCCAGUUAUUGAACAAGUUUGGCCAUGGAUAGCUAAAGUGUUUAUAGAGGGUGAAUAUAGAUGUACAGGAGUGUUGGUUGAUUUAUCAUGGGUUCUAGUAAGUGAGUCUUGUCUUUGGGAUGCAACUAAUCAUUUCAGGUUGUCCCAUCACUACACAACCGUUGUUCUCGGUUCACAUAGAACGUUAGACAGCGUUAAUAGUAUGCACGAGCAAGUUUAUCAAGUUGACGCUAAAAGGAACAUUUAUCGAAGCAAAGCGAGUUUAUUGCAUUUGAAACAACCAGCGAUUUACUCGAACGUCGUUAAGCCAAUGGCCGUUUCUUCAUCUUACUUUAAUACAGAUCAUAAGUCGACUUGUGUUGCUGUGGGACAAGAUGAUAAAAAUAAUACAUUAAGCGUGUUACUAGAAGAAACUAUUAGAAAUUGUCACCCCAGUAAUCGCUGUUUUGUCAGAAAAUCUGAUAGAUCGGUUUGCCCACCUGAAGUUACCACGAAUCGUCAUUGGGCUGGUGUUGUUAGCUGUCAUACGGAGCAGGGCUGGCAUCCAGCUGCAACAUUUGUCGAUGGUCGAGGGGAGUGUGACUUUGGUGAUCAAAUUAACGGCACCGAUGUGGAAUAUCUUAAAAAUGAAAUGAAAAAUGGAGAAAUAAAAGGUAUGACAUCAUUGGAUGGUGGUGAAAACUGCGAAGGUAUACGUUGCAGUCGUGGAAGAUGUAUUCCCAUAUUGCAAGUUUGUGAUGGAGUCAAACAUUGUGAGGAUGCCAAAGACGAAUCUGAGGAAGCCUGUUACAAAAAGUAUAAAAUGUGUGACCGAGAACCCUAUCAUAAAGGAUGCGAAUGUUCUGUCGGCCAAAUGAAAUGCCGUAAUGGGAAGUGUAUAUCAAAAGAAUUAUUUAAAGACGGAAACAACGACUGUGGGGAUGGCACGGACGAGCCUGGCCAAACCACUUGCUCGGAUUACCUAGCUAGAGUGAUGCCUUCGAGGCUAUGUGAUGGUGUGUUACACUGUGCUGACCGGAGCGACGAGGAUCCCGUGUACUGUAAAUGUUUUGCAAAAAAAAGUCACAGCUGCAGAACCAGGACAAAUGACGAAUAUUGUGUGUCUCCUGAUGUGGUGUGUGACGGCGUUCGUGAUUGCCCCAAUGGAGAGGACGAGCAGGCUUGCAUAGCGCUUACAAAACCUCAGGAAUUUCCACCCGGCACUGGCCAAGUAAUAGUCCGUUCGCAUGGCGUUUGGUACACAAAAUGCUACCCAACUCAGAAUCAUACAAAAUCAGAACUAGAAAAGAUAUGCUCAGAAUUAGGAUUUAUUAGUGGCCAUGCGAAACAAAUCCACGAUUUAGAUAAUUUCAUAGUUGAUCUACACAAUGAUAUAAUCAUUGAUACAUUCAGUGACGUUAGUCUUAAUAAAAAUACUACUUUGAAAAUGAGAAAUACUGAAGAACCGAUCGCGAAGGCAGUGUUCAACAGUGACUUGAAAGAUUGUUACCCAGUUAUCGUCGAAUGUUUAUAAUAUAAACCUUCGUAAGCGUUUUAUUUAUUGAUAAUAUUUUAAUA
Trichoplusia ni (cabbage looper) is the source of this 6648-nucleotide messenger RNA. RefSeq names its product serine protease nudel (gene ndl). Gene Ontology annotation, molecular function: serine-type endopeptidase activity; protein binding. Gene Ontology annotation, cellular component: plasma membrane. Gene Ontology annotation, biological process: proteolysis. The transcript has 26 exons. The coding region runs from base 197 to 6604 and encodes 2135 amino acids. NCBI's taxonomy places the organism in Eukaryota, Metazoa, Arthropoda, Insecta, Lepidoptera, Noctuidae. The record is from RefSeq and is a predicted model, not a curated record.